AUGCAGGCGUCGGCACACCCGAUGGGCUGCGGGGCGUCGCUGGCCCUGGCGCUAUGCAUGCCGUUGUCCUACGUGGCCCUGGUCCAGUUGUUCGAUAGAGACGGAAUUGACAGAAACCACACUGUUUCUAUCAAACGGAGGUUUCCCGAGAAAAAAUAUGGCUGAUUUUUAUAUUGCUUUUAAUUAUCCCUCGAGCUUCCAACCGGCGCGAACUUUCGUGUUAGCCGUCUUUGUUUUUUCUAGAAUUCCGGUCAUAUAUUUUCUCAAAAAAUUGUGCGGGAAAUUGUAUCGCAAUUUCAAUUAUUAUUAUCAACUUUUCAGAUUUACGGGUGCAUUUUUAAAUAACAUCAUAUCAGUAGGCUGUACUUGGAUGAUUUUGAAGCAGGUUCGUUUGGCCCUCUUUUGUCACGAUUUCUUAUCUGCUCAGGGAUCAUCGACUCCCUUGAGAGAUAUGGGCCUUCAUGUAGAUAAAUUGUUAAAUGCCGUAAGUUAGUAUUUCCAUUCUAUGUGAUUAUUUUGAUUCAGAUCUUCUUUCCUUGUAUCCUUAUGUUCACAUUGUAUUUCGGGCAGUUUGUCAUGAUGUUUUACGACAGAACCUUAGGAAAUUGCUUUGGUUGGGUUUUGAAGUAUUGAGAGUUAAUUAGUGAAUUUUGAAGAUCUGAAAUCUUGGCUGCGUUCUUUCCGCUCUGCGACAUGGCUUCGCGAUAUCGUGUUGGUGAGCGAAUGAAUUUGUAACAAGUAGAUUCGUGAAAAAUAGAGGAGAAUUCAUGAGGUAGCGAUGAAAAAUGUUCUUUGCUUGGAGUUUUCUGAAAAUCAUUUUUCCGUUCGUUUUUUGAACAGGAAACAGCUGCUAUUGGUGACUGAGAUAUGUCAUUUUUAAACAAGCGCGAAGUUCAAGAAAUGUCAUUUUUUGAAAAAGAAAAUGUAUCAUUGUUGGAGUUGUGCAAAUUCAACAAGCUGUGCAAUUUUAGGUUUUUUUGGAAAAAAAUUAAUCGCUUCCAAAAAAAGUCUAUUCAUGAGUACAAUAAAGGACUUUCUUCCGCUUUGGAUUCAUGAACAAAGUUAAACAAACAAGGCUAAGGGAUACUUAAAAAAAAUAUCGAAAGUUUGAAGGAAUAAAAAGAUAAGUCAGCGAAUAGAAUAGAUUUUAUGCAGGGACCGGUGACCGAAGAAAUAGCGUUCCGAUGCUGCUCGGUGGUGCUGAUGUCGCAGUGCGCCUCGUCCCUGGCCACCGUCUUUCUUUCCCCUGUUCCCUUCGCUCUCAGCCACUUCCACCACGUCUUCGACGACCAACGUCGAGGAUUCACUCCACAGCAGGCCUUCCUCAAACGGAGUGAUCUCCUCUUUUCCGGUUCAUCUCUACUUUCGCGAUGCUUUCAGCCUUCCAGUUCGCGUACACCUACAUUUUCGGGGUGUUCGCCUCCUACCUCUUGCUGUCGACGCGACAUGCUCUCGUUCCGAUCGUCGCCCACUCGAUUUGCAACUCUUUAGGCCUCCCGCUUCUACAUGAAAUCGGUGCGUUUCUGUAUCCUAUUGAACUCAUAAUCUCAGGUUUUUUCUAAUUUCUCAAGACUGAUCCCUGAAAACAGUUCCAUUUUCAAUAACCUCUUACUGCGCAUUUCCUUAGCUACAGGAUGUCAAAUUUAAUGAGAAAAUUUUUCUAUCCUGUGUUCAUCUAAACAGUUUUUAGUAUGAAAAAAAAUUUCACUUUUCGAGAAGUUUUUUAUUUGGUAAAUCUACAUAGCUAGCUGAAAUUUCUUGGAUUGAUAACGAUAAAAUGUAACUUUCCAUUUAAAAUCAAAAAGAAGAGAAGAAAGCGAUUUUUCCUCUUUUUCGGAAACUUCAGACUUACUUUUAUACUUGCUUUUUUAAGGCUUCUCAUGACCCCAACUGGGAUAAAGAACCUCUUUUAAACCACAAACUAACAAAAAGAUCCCUCUGGUUCGACGAAAACGACCAUCGAUGUCUAUCUUUCGAGGCACAGUACUCAGCUUUCGUUUGAUGCUAAUCGUUUAUUUUUAUGAAGCCUUUGGAUGGCGUCAUUUCGACACGCAAAGCUUCUUUUUAUUGUUAUUUACGCCGUGGAACUGAAAAAGACUGGUCUAUGUGACUUUAUCCACUACCUUCCCACUUCUUAGACAAACCAAUUUAUGAUGUUUUGCGAAGUGUGUAUUUUUGGCCGUUUCGUUAAUAGUUUUUCAAAAGUCUUCGUACAGUUCUUUUACUGCUGGUUUCAGAAAAUAAUUGAAAAGUUUCUUUGUACUAUUAGCAAAAUGCUGAGCAGAAAAAAGAGGUUUAGAGGCCUCUAUUUUUACCAAAGAUGGCGGAGAAUUGAGUUUAUCUGAAAAUCUGGAACGCUGUUUUUGCCUUGCAAGGAAGGUAAUUUUUUUCUUUGAAUUGAAUAGAAUUUAGAUGAAAAAAAUUUUUUUCCGGUACGAAAUGGUUCCUGAAAGUAUCAACCUUUAAAAAAAGUCUUAGUUUUUGGAGAACUUAAAAGCUUCAAAUAUCCAUUCUCUAAUCAAUCAGAUCUGCGUAAAAUAUACUAAUUUUUUUAUAGUUAGUUAGAAAGAGGGCUUUUUCACAGUUUCGAGAAGAUAGAACUCCCUCCGUGGGGAAAUUUGUUUUAUAACAAACUAAAAUUGGAAGGUCUUCACAAUAUGUGUUAGACUUUUGAAAAGAAAGGUUAUUUCAGGCUUCUACCCUAAGCUGAGUCAGAGAGCGACGCUGUGGAUCUCCUAUAUUGCGGGUUUCGUCGGCUUUUCAUAUUUAUUGCUACCAUUGACUAGUCUACAUAUGUAUUCAAAUCCGUUAUAAUAACAUGUUCCAUGAAAUAAAUUAUUUAAUUGUCAUUUUUUUUUCCAUUCGUGAAAUACUCAGUUCUCAUGCUAGUUUUAUUUUAUUCGACGCAGAAAGAAAAGCAGAUAUUAGGGGUUAGUUAUCAUUUUUUUUAAUAUUUAAACGUUUCAAAGCUUCAAACCUGAAUCUCAAACGAGUUAGAAGUAAGUAAAUCAUAUAUUUUUUCCGCAUCGUUUUCCAGUUUUCCCCAGUGAGAUGAAGCAUUUCUUCACUCAUCACCCACUCCUAGACGACCUUGUUUUACCCAAAAGCAGGUGUGAAACAUCUGUCCUCACCCUAAUCCGCCAGUGUUUGCCUGGCCUCUUCUUCGUCUGCCAUCUUCUCUGGUUUCUUCUUUCCAUUCUUUUUCUCAUUUUCAAAGUCUUGUUGGAAAUCUCACCAAGGGGCUUUUCAAUCAUUGUUUGUACAGAAAAAAAAAACUUGCAAUGUUUUUGAAGAUGCAAAAAUUUCAUAGAGAUAUCAAAGCAAAUAAUUUUUUUCAGAGCCCGUUCAGUUCAUGAAAGCCUUCUGCGGCAGCAAUCUUUUUUGAGAAUUCUUAACUUUGUAAUUUUGAUCUAACUCUUGUGAUUGCUGCCUUUUCAAUAUUCUAAGAUAAAAGAGCGGGGCCGACCUUUUAUGUUCCUCUCCUUUUUUGGGAAAUGAAUGAUAGGCUUUUUACCUGAAAAUCUUCGGAGACUUUUCUUUUGAAUUGAACCGGCACCAAGUUGAACGGGUCGCCUUGACUUUCUAAUAGAAUUACCUUCAACAAGGUCAAUGCCAUAUAUGGUUCGCAUGGCGAAGUCUCUUUCAAAUUGACGAUCCUUUUUCAUACCUAUUGGCUACUUCUUAGUGUUGUAACUCCUACUCAUUUAAAAAUUUGCAUAUAUUUUUAUAUAUAAUGAAGUAUGAAGUUCUUAUUUUUGAAUUAUUCGAAGAAACUACCAUUUUGCAAAAGAAAAAAAAAACUUAAAACACAUAUAAUCUAUUUAUAUCACCCAUUCACGAAUGAUCGUCGAUUCCACCAAGAACAAUUUCUCAUUGUAUGCGACUUCGAAAGCUAAAAAAAAGAACAGUUGUUCCAUGAUCCGUCCAAGAUCUUUCUGCGCCUAUAAAUUUUGAGGGUAGCAAAAAAAAAAAUGCUCGGAAACCCCGGAAAAGGUCCUCAGCAGACAUAAUAAAAACUCUUGUUGAGGUCUCAACAUACUUAAGAAAUAUAUUCUCAGAUUAUAGGUUACGCGGGCCCUGUUAGAUUUCUGAAUAUUUUUCUGGUGAAAAAUUGCGACAGAAACAACUUUUGAAAGUAUGUUUUGAGAAUAAGCGCAUUGUAAAGGUUCAAUGAUCGUUCUGAACGAACCAUUUACAAAGCCAACUUUUCUUUCAAAAGGAAUCUUUCCCGAUCACAAAAGUCUUCAUUUAUCCACCUGAAAAUGUGGCUGUAAGAAGCUAAUCUGGGUUAGCAGAUUCAGAAUCUUCUUCGCGUCUUCCAACACCUCUAGACAAUUUGAUCCUUUGAAUCUCUAUAGUUUAUUCACUUCCAAUUAAAACAAUUUCUUACAUUCCUGGAGAGAAAAUGAUUGAUUAUUUCAACUCCAUCGAACUGGGAUAGUGUUCUUCAUGUGUUUUUGAGACAUAACUAUCCAGUUGAAAGGCCCCUCCGACGACGGCCCUUGCCGUGGUGCCAGAGCCUCGACCUCUCAACCUUGACGGCUGCACGCACUUCCUCUAUUUGGCAUCCAUCGAUCGAUUCACGCACAUGUCACCAGAUUUUUGGCGCCAAAUCGGUUGUUUUGGGGGCGUCCUAUCAAACGGACCUCGCGUUCACGUGCCUCGGUGA
Messenger RNA from Caenorhabditis auriculariae, 4669 nucleotides. The record is from the annotation of a GenBank genome assembly. NCBI's taxonomy places the organism in Eukaryota, Metazoa, Nematoda, Chromadorea, Rhabditida, Rhabditidae.